UCCUGCCCCAAAACACCCAACAACAGUGAAAGUAUUGUCUCGUUUAACAGAAGAACACCCUGAAUACCUCGAAGCACAAUUUAUUAAACAUGAAAAAAUGAAUGAAAAUCUCAAACAAAUAUAUGUGCAGUCUAAAAUGGCACUUCCUCAGAUUUCAGCUGAUAAACCCUUACCACAACAAAGAGGUAUGGCAGAAGAGACAGAGCUUGGUGCCAUGGAAACUAAGUAUGUUGUUCGUAAAGGCAGAGUUAAUCUCAAGAAUGUCUUAAGCUUUUUGAAUAGCCACCAGUUGAAUCCGAAAGAAGUUACAGCAGAGAAAAUUGCCCAGGAAAUGAAACUAGAUCAAACUCAGGUAGAAAAUGUGCUUAAAUAUUUUAGAAUUUUUCACUUGCACAUACCCAAAGAAAUGUUUGAGAAAAAUCGCAAAUUUGGGAAGCUGUAUAAGCAACAAAUAGCUGCAGCUGAGAAAAAUCCUUUGAGUUUUCGGUUACCAGGUGACAUGCUGAGAGACUCACUAAAAUUGGGACAAAAUGACUCAAAAUUGAAAGAAGUAAAGAGUGAAAAUUUGGAUCUUCCUAAAACUUGAGUAUGUAAAACAUAGAAUGUUGUUUAAGUGCUAUUAACAAACUGGAAAUUCUCAUGUUUAUGUUAAAUAUAUUUACUUACUAAAAUACUGUUAAGGAAUUAGUGAAUUGUCAUAUUACCUGACUAUUAAUAUAUUUAAAUGGUAGGAAUUGAAACAAGAAUAAAUAACAAACAAAACUGUAGAUUAUUUUGCUAAUUUAUU
Messenger RNA from Physella acuta, 787 nucleotides. RefSeq names its product protein NDUFAF4 homolog. Lineage: Eukaryota; Metazoa; Mollusca; Gastropoda; Physidae. The record is from RefSeq and is a predicted model, not a curated record. Gene Ontology annotation, biological process: mitochondrial respiratory chain complex I assembly. Gene Ontology annotation, cellular component: mitochondrion.